Molecule: messenger RNA, 2024 nt
Organism: Suricata suricatta (meerkat)
Lineage: Eukaryota; Metazoa; Chordata; Mammalia; Carnivora; Herpestidae
Gene: LRRC14B
Product: leucine rich repeat containing 14B
Exons: 2
Coding region: 414-1949 (511 amino acids)
Cellular component (GO): cytoplasm
Source: RefSeq, a predicted model, not a curated record
CCCAGAGCCUGGCUCCCAUGACUCUGUGGGGAUGUGGCCUUGGGCAGGGUCUGGGGUCUCCCUGGUCCACGCCGGGGCCAUGGUGCCAACUGCAGCUCCCAAGCACAGGACCCCCUGCAGUGGGCAUGGGGGGCUCUUUUCAGGGGCCCCGGUACUCCUUAGCCAAGCACUCAGGCAAGUCUGCUUUCACCGGCGGAGUCCCCCAAGCACAGGCUAGCCACUGGCAGAUGCCUCCAGGGCCAGAGCCAGACAAGCACCCGUGACCAAAAUAGCUGUCAGAUGACCAGAGGGCCUGCUCACCACCUUCAAGCUCACAGCAGCUGCAGCUAAAAAUAAGCCAGAAGGGCAUACAUCUUGGGAGAAUCACAAGGGGAGAGCAUUGUCCUGCCUUUGGGCCGCCACGGGCGGACACAAUGAGGUCGCUGCGCUUCAUUUCUGCGGAGACCCUGGUGUCUCACCCCCAGGUGGCCCAGCAGAGCCUGGAUGGUGUGGCCUACAAUCUCUACCCACUCCUGUUCAAAGCCAGCUACUUGCUGGAGCAGGCAGAGGUGAUCCGCGCCCUGCUGGAGCGCUGGCCCCUGGAGGAGUUCCGGCUGAGUGCGCUGCUCGGACCUCGAUCAGAACCCCCCGAGGACUUGAGGGACCGCGCCUGCAGGGCCUGCCUGGAGGCCUGUGUGCAGGGCCUCGCGGACCACGUGCUCCGGGCCGGGGGCCCGAGGCGGCUGCGGGUGGCAGACCUCACGGGCAUCCGAGACGUGCAGGUGCAGCGGUGCCCCUGUGGCAGGGCUCUGGGCCGGUGGGGCCGCACGGAGCUGCUGGCCAGGAUCUGCUGCCAGCUGCAGGCCGAGCCCCGAGUGGCCCAGUGCCCCAUCCAGGUCCUUGCUGACCUCUUUGUCACAGAGGGCAACUUCAAGGUGGUGGCACAGGCCCUGGGCCCAGCAGGCCCUGCCCCGCUGCGUGUGCACUGCCUUUCCUUCCGCGCAGACAGUCUGGGCCCCAGCCAGCUCCUGCACGUGCUGCGCCUGGCCGGGCCCGCCGAGCUGCGCAGGCUGGAGGUGGUGCACAACGUGCGACUGCACGCAGGACACGUGCAGCAGCUUCUGGCCCAGGUGGGCUUCCCCCGGCUGGCCUCGCUCACCUUGCCUGCCAAGGCCUUUGACGCGCCCCCUACCCGCACCCCAGCCCCUGACGGCAAGGACCCUCUCCUCACCUCCAUUGCCUGGGAGCUCAGCCAGAUGACGCAGCUCACUGAGCUGAGUGUGGCCUUCUCCACCCUGACAGGGAAGGUCCGGAAACUGCUCGGCCCCCUAAGGACACCACUGAGGCUCCUGGACCUGGCCAACUGCUCCCUGAACCAUGCAGACAUGGCCUUCUUGGCAGACUGCACCCACAGCACGUGUCUGGAGGUGCUGGACCUCAGUGGGCACAGCCUGUUCAGUCUGUUCCCCUCAACCUUCUUCCGGCUGCUGAGGCGGGCUGCCCAGACCCUAAGGAUUCUCACCCUGGAGGAGUGCCGCAUUGAGGACAGCCACGUGAGCAUGCUGAUCUUGGCCCUGAGCCCUUGCCGUGAGCUGUGUGAGCUCCGCUUCCUGGGGAACCCACUGUCAGCCCGGGCCCUGAGGCACCUCUUCACCGCUCUCUGUGAGCUGCCCAAGCUUCGGUAUGUUGAGUUCCCAGUGCCCAAGGACUGCUACCCUGAGGGCACCGCCUACCCCCAGGACGAGCUGGCCAUGUCCAAAUUUGACCAGCAGAAAUAUGAUGUGAUUGCCGAGGACCUCCGGGCUGUGCUGCUUAGGGCUGGCCGGGGCGACAUCCAAGUCUGCACGCCCCUCUUUGGAAGUUUUGACCCAGAUAUCCAAGAAACAAGCAAUGAACUUGGAGCUUUCUUGCUGCAAGCUUUCAAAACCGCUCUAGAAAACUUUUCCAGAGCAUUGGAACAAAUGGAGUAGGCCCUGAGCAGGCCGAGGGGCCUUGUCAUCCAGCUGCAUGACACCCUGAGCAUCUUGAUUCAGCAGGCGUGGGCA